UUUGAAUUUUCAUUAUAUCCGAUUUUUUCAAUAUUAGGGAAUAUAUUUCCAUAUUUUGUUGACUUUGAGUGAAUAUAAAAUGUCGGUGAUAUCACUAGCAACUUAUAUAUAUAAAACUUAUGGACCGAAUUCCAAAUUACGAAAUGGUAGGGAGCAGCAUAAAAUUUACAAGAAACAACAUACAACAAUUGGAGCAGCAUGUUCAACUAAACCAUCUGAGUCUCACAAUUAUCUCAAAAAACAUACAGGUAAGCCCUGCUACGGAGCUAGAAUUAUGACCAAUAACGAGCCAAUGCAGGUUAGACAGAAAAUGCCGAAAAUCGAGCAACCAAAAAUGUUAGAGGGCCCAAAAGUAGAAAAGCCACCAAAGCCUACUAAAAAUUAUAUAAUGGAGAACAUAAAAACCGUUUCCCAAAUGAAACCGAAAGUAUCUGCAGUAGGCAGAAAUCGAUAUGAUUCUGGAAAACCCUUAAAAACAAAUGUAGACUCAAAACAAGUCAAAUCUUCCCCGAAAAGUUCUUCUAACUCAAAGAAAUUUGUAGUUAUUAAAGCGAGGAGAAACGCACGAAAAAUUUUGAUUAGCAGACUAAACCGUAGUUUUGAAGAGCUGGAAGAAAUAUAUCAAAACCUCCCGUUAAUAACAGACGACACUUCACCUAUAAUUCGUCGUAAAAAGAAGAUUGAAGCUGACCUCGUGGUAUUGGAAAAUGAUAUCGAUCAGUUUUUACGUGGAAAAUCCACUGAUACACCUACUCAUUCGAAGCCCAUUGAAAAGAAAAAUAAAACCAAAUAAGAAGAAUAUUGUUUUUUUUAUUCUUCAUAUACAUUUUUCACAAAUUUAUUGUACAAAAAUAAAUAUUUGAUAAAA
Messenger RNA from Diorhabda carinulata, 868 nucleotides. RefSeq lists its product as uncharacterized. The transcript is spliced from 4 exons. Bases 80 to 793 code for a protein of 237 amino acids. The record is from RefSeq and is a predicted model, not a curated record. Lineage: Eukaryota; Metazoa; Arthropoda; Insecta; Coleoptera; Chrysomelidae.